Molecule: messenger RNA, 1581 nt
Organism: Pleurotus ostreatus (oyster mushroom)
Lineage: Eukaryota; Fungi; Basidiomycota; Agaricomycetes; Agaricales; Pleurotaceae
Exons: 2
Coding region: 1-1581 (526 amino acids)
Source: RefSeq, a predicted model, not a curated record
AUGAUGCAUGCACUUAAGCACCCAUCUUUCUUCAAACCUACCAGCCGCCCUUCAUCACCCGCCCCAGCCCCUCCAUCUCGGCCGGACUCCGGGAUUGGUUUCGACCGUACACCGCGCCCACUCCACAAAUUGUCGUUGAGCACAUUUAGAAAGGCCUCACCAGCACCCGUCGCACCCAAGUCACCGACGAAGCCGCCCUCGACGCUGGUUCAGGAUGGGUCAUACUUGGAGAUGCUUAGUCUUAAACUCAGCGAGGCCGUGUCAAAGGCGUUGGCGCAGCCUUCAGGCCCCGUAGUCCCUACGGAACUAGUAGGCGGGAAACGUCCUAUUCCAGCUGGUAGAGGUCGGGCGCUGGGUGCGCUUAUUACAUCUGAACUGAGGGCAUCUCACGAUAAUCAGCAUCUAUACCGUGCUAGCCUUAGGUCGCUGCACCGACCACUUUCCGUCCUAGUCAGCAACUUAUCAGCUCAGCUAGUGCCGCUAGUUGCUUCACCCGCCUUCCUCAACUUUUUGGCACCCUCUCUCAAUGCCGCACAACUCCACGCCAUCGCUAUCGCGGCGUUUGCUGGCGAGUUACUGGAUUCCUUUGAUGAGUCGGGCCUCGGGUUGGAUUCUGAUCCCCAUGGGCUGAAGACGAUCAGGGAAGGCUUAGUCUCCGUCGUUAACCGUGUCAUUAACCCCUUGAUCGUCAACAUCAAGAAUGAUCUUGGAGCCGUUAUUGACGGACUAGAAUUCCCUCAGACACCCAUCAAGACUCUAGCGAAACCAUCUGUCUCACACCCGUCACUUGUCGCGCUGCAGGGGGUUGUGGCUGCAUAUACUCGGAUCCUUGAACGUUGUAUCUCGCUUCCAGGAUCACAGACUACUGUAGCCACGUUCCUUAUUUCGUUGAUAUGGCGGGGCUUGGUGGCUUUGUCUCACCGACCUUACCACCCUCCUUCACCUCCUGCUUCACCAUACCUUGCGGCCCGAGAUGUCAAGAAGCGCCGUAGCUCGUCCACUACACCACCGCUUACUCCUCCUUCAUCGAGAUUUACAAUGAAGCUCCCUCCUUCCCGACCUCCUUCACCUCCUUCACCCAUUACCUCCUCGACUACUACCGACGCACGUGCCCUUUACGAGAUACUCAGUCACCUUCCCCGACCUGCAGCUGACAAGGAAGCCUCUCGUCUAGCGAGAGAAGCAGUGGAAGAGGCCUUCACCGCAUUGCAUGCAUUCGAUCCCUUCAUCGAGGCCGUGUACGCUUCUAUGGUGUCACCCAUGUCCACCGUGGUUUUAGAGCGUCUUGUAACCCUAGCGGAGGAGCUGCCAACACUCAUUGCCUUGCAAGUGAUCCUUAAUGCAUUCGGUUCGCCACUCGGGACUUCUUUACCUCAAAUCCUGAGGCUUGACACGGCGGAAUACAAGCAAGUAUGCUUGUCGGGAUUUGGGAGAGCGGAGGAAUGUGGGCCUGUUGUUGGGCAGCAUGUGCAUGACGCCCUUCGCGCCGCUGAUCCUACAAGCUUUGCGGUGAAAUGGUUGGAGCUAGAACUCGCAGCUGAACCCGAAACAGCGGCAAAUGCCAAUACCUUCAUUUCAUAA